AUGUCAGCUGCCAGUAGCUGUCCUUCUCCUCUCCUGUAUACAUCUGAACACACAAUGGAGAAUUCGGAAGAAAAUAAUUUAAGUAAACUUCAAUUAUCAGAAGCCCCAACCACAGGGGAUUCUUGUGCAGAUGAUGAGGAUGUGAAGUCUGCAAUCAAACCUCAAUUUUCUCCACUUCCAAGACGACGCAGCUCUGCGUCUUCAGAUGAGGGAGAAUUGGAACCUCCAACUUCAGUGGCUAGAAAAGUGUCUUUUGCAGAUGCAUUCGGUUUUGAUCUUGUUUCUGUCAAAGAAUUUGAUACUUGGGAAGUACCGACUAUAUCACAAAACCAUACAUUUGAGAUAGAAAGUACACCAAUAGAGGAAUUCUUUCUUACCCCCAGUUUUGUAUUACCUUCAAGUGAUGGAAUUAUGGAAAAACUGUUCUCAAAAAAAGUACUGCUAGAAUUAGUGGAUUUCCUUCCAAAGACAACAUGCAUGAAAGGAAUUAUACGAGUUCUUAAUAUGUCUUAUGAGAAACAAGUAUAUGUACGUAUGUCACUUGACAACUGGCAAAGCUAUUAUGAUCUGCUAGCAGAAUAUGUUCCAGACUCCUGUAAUGGUGACACUGAUCAAUUCUUCUUCAAUAUUUCAUUAGUGGCACCUUAUCAGAAUGAUGGAGCCAAAGUCGAAUUCUGUAUAUGUUUUGAAACACCAGUUGGCACAUUUUGGGAUAAUAAUGAUGGACAAAACUACAUCUUGAUAUGUCACAAGAAAGAACAGAUUGUGGAAACUAAUAAAGUGGCUGAAGAUUUUGCAGACAAAUACAAGAAAAGUUGCUUAAAACCUUCAUUAAGCAAAGAAGAAGAUGAAGAAGUUGACAUGCUUGAAAGUAAGAAAUCUGGAGUAACAGAGCUUUACAUCCCUAGCAUAAUAUAUUCUCACUGUGACCCCAAGGAACAUAAUAAAGACAAAGAGGAAGACAAAAGUAGAGAACAGAAUAUUGAUGCAGAAAAAAACUUGGAAUUGUUUUUGAGUCAACACUUUGUGAAAACUAGAAUCACUUCUUCUGAAGAUGAAUAUAACCAUGAAGUUCUUGGACAACCCAGAUUUCAAACUGAGGAACAAAUACAUCAAUCAAUGGAAUGUCUUGAAGAUUACAAAACUAGACCGUUGACACUAGAUGAGCAUUCUAAACCUGAUAAUUUACAGGAAUCUGAAGAAUUUAAUAAAACAGAUUUAACAGCACAGUCUCUGGGAGCUGAGCAAUUUGGCAGUAUUUCAGCAGCUGGUCCUAAACUAGAGGUUUCAACCAUUUUACAAAAAGAAGCAGAGAACAACGAAAUUAUAACAUUGAGUGAUUCAACCGUAACUGAAGAAUGUACAGAAUUAGUAGGCCAACCACCAGAAGAUAUAGGUCCACCACCAGGCAAUGAAAUCACUGAAAAGUUAAUCCUUAACAAAAAGAACAAUUUGUCAGUUAGUGACAUGGACAACACAACUGCAGAAACAGCUUCCUUUGUGCAAACAGAAUCAUUGCAGUUAACAGGACAUUUGGAUGACAAUGCAAAUCCACAUUCAUAUUUUUACCCAAACAAUAAAGAGUGUAUAAAUUCUGAGCAAGCAGAAAUUCCAGAAUAUAGGGAAACAGAAAAUCACCAUAAUUUGGCUUAUAUGUCAAGCGAUAUAAUAAUGGUAAGUAAAGACAUUGGAAGUAAGGAGGAAAAAUGUGCCACAGAUGACGCACAUGGUAAAAUAUCACAGAAUUGGGAAACGGAACAUGGGUUUGUUACCAAUACUAUUUUCCAAAAGAGUAUUAUAGAUCCAGAAGAAAUAUCUGACUUAAAUUUUCCUAGUGAUACCUUUCUCAUUAGAAAGGUACAAAAGGGCACAGAUGAUGCAUCCACUGAAAAUAAGCUACUGCUAAAUACAUCUGCCUUUGUAAGUGAAGAAACAGAAACAGCAUGUCAAGGUACCGAACAAGAUAAAAAACUUAAUGUAGACAAUCAUGAAGAUACAGACUUGACUCUUCUACAUACCAACAUUGUGCCAAUAGCCAAACAAUAUUGUUUUCCACUAGAUGACAAUAGUUCCACAUCUACUUACUACAAUCAUCCAGCUGACAAGACACCUUUAAACCAUUCUGAUUGUCAAAAAGAACUACACAGUUUUACGUAUCCUUUGUUGCAAGACAAUGAGAGGCAAAUUACUACUGGUCAAAAGGAAACAACGGACAUGCAUGGACUAAGCAAGAUGGACAAAAUCACAGAAAAAGACUAUGUGCCUGAGGACAUUUUUCAGAUUGCUGGUACCUUGGACUAUACUCACGCAGAAAAUAUAGGAGAUACCAUGCCACAUGAAAGUAGUGAAAUAUCAGAAAGUCCUCCACACCAAGGGAAAGUCAUCAUUGCUGUGAUGACAGAAGAGAAAAGCCACAGUGAAAUAAAUACACAGGGUGAUGAUCAUAGGAUGAGAUGCUAUAUGGGUAAGGGUGAAAGUGAAAGCAACAAGUUAACAGAAGAAUCACAGAUAGGUAGUGAGCCUCCUUUUCAAAUGUUAAGUGAUGAUUUAGAAGGAAACUUAAUUAUUGAUCCUGGGGUACACACAGACCUGGUUAGAGCUGAAAUUGUGGAUAAUGAUCUAAGUAUAGAUGAAAGAACAGAAGACAUAGCAGGCAGUGUGAUGGCAAGCCCAUCUAUAUUAAAUUGUUUUUGUGACGAAAACAUAAUUUGUGCAGGUGCAAAAGAAGACCAGCCACAAAGUUAUUGUGACAAGAUCUGCAGUAAUGUGACCACAGCUGAUGAAGGUGUUUUAAAUGUAGAUUAUUCUAUCAGGUCAAGUGCCCAUUUUUCAGAAGAAUUUACAGAUGAUAUUGGUACUAAAGGUGAACACCUAGCUAUAAAGUUACACAAUGAAAACAGAGUUUAUGAGUCAGCUAUGGAAUGUGUGGCGUUCCCAGAAAGGCCACUAGUGCAUAAUAGGACAGCUAGUAAAGUUCAAAACAUUAACAUAGAACCAAACCAGGAGGAGACUUUGACAGCUUCAUCCAUUUCAAACAGUAUCCCUGAUAUUGAAAUACAACCACAAACCUUAGAAAUUAAAGAACAGGGCAAGUUAGGAAAUAGAAAACAAUAUCAAGAGCCACUUUCUGAAAAGCCAGGUGAAUCAGACAACAUAAGUUCCAACACUUUAUCAAUCGACAAUGUAAGCUCCAAAGUCUUCUGUUUUAUUAUGUUUGUAGUGUUUGCAGGUUUAAUGUACCAUUAUGACUUUCUGGUUUGUUUUGCCCUGUAUCUUUUCUCAUUAUACUGGUUAUACUGGGAAGGUGAUAGGAAUAAGAAGCCUCUUAAAAAGGAGUAAGAUAGAUUCUACUUCUGAAAUGAAUAAUAUUUUUCAUAAGAACCUCUUAUAAAUAAACUUUGCUUUUACAGAGAAUGGAGUUGUCAUGCUCACUACUUUUAAAAAACCAGUGAGGCAAAUAUUGUUUGCUGCCUUUCUGUAGAUUCCAUUUUUUUCAUGGAAAUACUGUUUUCUGGCAAGCAUAAGCACCAGCUGCAAUGUGCUAUGAUACAGAAAAACUGUCAGCAUACUUAGUUACUUUCCUACCACCAUUGUGGCCGGUUCAGGGCUUACCCAAUAGCUCUGUGUCCAUGCUACCAGCAAGGACACUUGUCACAAGCAUUCAAUUCAAACAUCAGCUUAGAUGAUAAGCAUACAUUUAGAAGGUCUGUAUCAUGCACAGAAGACUUUAUUUAUAUAAUAAAAUUAAGAAAAUGUUUUUUUGUGUGUGUGUCAUGUUCCUUUAAUAUUGACAAAGGACCACAUUUGAAAGAUCUUUAAGAGCUCUUUGGAGAUUAGUUCUCAAUACAUCAAAUGAUAUAUGUUAGAUGCACUAGGUUAAUAUUUUCCAUGCUUUUAAGAAUGUUUUUGUUCUUUGUCUUUCUUUGAAUAGUGAAUAUUCAUUGUUUUUGUUAUGAUUUUCAUUUUGCAGAAAUUGGCAUUACUACCUAUGUUUUUCUUUCUACAUAUCCAUGUGGGGAGUUUCAGUUGCUUCAUUUUUAUUUAGAUUGAGUGGUAUCAGGUUUUUAUAAAUUUUCACUUAAGUAACACAGCUGUAAAAAGAUGAUGUCACAUUCUUUGUGUAAGUGCUGUCAAAAUAGCAUUGCUACUUCAAUGAACAAUUGACAGGCUAAAGGAUGGAACGUGAGAAAUAUUAUUGUAAAGUGGCAUAAAAUGGCUGAUUGUCCAAUUUAAAAGUGAUACGUCGGCAUGACUUGGCAAUGCCAGUGCCAAUACAGAUUACGUUGAGAAUGAAACGUGAUUUAUUAGGUAAGAAUGUGUCAGUGUCAGAAUGGUGCAUGAAACACUCCAUUCACCAGAUGCUUACGGUGCUCAGUGCCAUGAGACUAUUUAGUGUUAUUAAUACAGUUGUGACAGUAAUUAGGCUUUUAAUUAUGUUUCACAAAUGCUGUUGUAAAAGACAAUCUAUAUCACAUUUCAAUAAAAAAACAAAAUAUAUGAAUUAGAUGUUUCUAACAGCUUUUAUUGUCUGCAUUAAUAUAUUGUAUUGACAUGAAAAAGGCAGUGAAAUGUGUCAUAAUGUGCAAAUUUAUGUACUAGUAAUCAUUGUUGUCGUUUGAUCACAACUUUUCUUGUUGUGAUGCCACAGACAAUCUCUAAGUAUCUUCAAUAAAUGUGUCUUAUUUUUCAAUGCA
Molecule: messenger RNA, 4694 nt
Organism: Spea bombifrons (plains spadefoot toad)
Lineage: Eukaryota; Metazoa; Chordata; Amphibia; Anura; Pelobatidae
Gene: PPP1R3A
Product: protein phosphatase 1 regulatory subunit 3A
Exons: 4
Coding region: 1-3339 (1112 amino acids)
Biological process (GO): regulation of glycogen biosynthetic process
Cellular component (GO): protein phosphatase type 1 complex
Molecular function (GO): glycogen binding; protein phosphatase 1 binding
Source: RefSeq, a predicted model, not a curated record